CCAUGGCGGAGGAUUGGCCAAUGGAAUACAGCAUCCACAGAGACGUCCUGGACGAAGGAGCUGUGGAUGAGAUGGCAGAAAAAUCUAACAGAAAAACAUCUGUGUGUGACAAGAUGAAGAAGUCCCUGAGGUGUUCAGGACCCAGACUGAAGAGGUGCCUUCUGGGUAGCGUCCCCGUUGUUUCGUGGCUGCCUCGGUACUCCAUCAGAGAGGACGCUCUGGGUGACCUGAUCUCCGGCAUCAGCGUAGGGAUCAUGCAGCUGCCGCAGGGGAUGGCGUACGCGUUGCUUGCGUCCGUUCCCGCCGUCUUCGGCCUCUACUCGUCCUUCUACCCCGUCCUCGUCUAUUUCAUCUUUGGGACGUCCAGGCACAUUUCACUCGGAACCUACGCUGUGUUGAGCGUGAUGAUCGGCGGCGUGACGGAGCGAUUAGCCCCCGACUCGGCCUUCACCAUAUGGGACAACGUCACCAACACUGAAGUAGUCGACAUCGUGUCCAGAGACGCAGAGAGGGUCAAAGUGGCAGCAGCCGUCACCUUCAUGUCCGGAAUAUUCCAGUUGCUGCUCGGUCUGGUCCAGUUCGGGUUCGUGGUGACCUACCUGUCCGAGCCCCUGGUCCGGGGUUACACCACCGGUGCCGCCAUCCACGUCAUCGUGUCCCAGUUGAAGUACACGUUUGGCGUCAGCCCCAAGAGAUACAGCGGACCCAUGUCGGUCAUAUAUACAGUGUUGGAGAUGUGUUACCUGGUCCCUCAGACGAACGUGGGUUCUCUGGUGGUCAGCAUCGUCUCCAUCGUCGGACUCAUCGCUGCAAAGGAGCUCAACACGUACCUGAGCAAAAGACUUCCAGUUCCCAUCCCCGUGGAGCUGCUCGGCAUCAUCAUCGCUACAGUCGUGUCCUGGCAGGUCAACUUAAAGGACAAAUACGGAGUGGACGUGGUCGGAGACAUUCCAUCAGGUCUCCAGCCACCUGUUUUCCCAGCUACCUCGCUGUUUGGUCAGGUGAUCGGAGACGCCUUCGCUCUGGCUGUGGUCGGCUACGGCAUCGCCAUCUCACUGGGACGAAUCUUCGCUCUGAAAUAUGGCUACAAAGUGGACAGUAACCAGGAGCUGAUCGCCCUCGGUCUGAGUAACAGCAUCGGGGGGAUUUUCCAGUGUUUCGCCAUCAGCUGCUCCAUGUCUCGCUCUAUGGUUCAGGAGAGUACAGGGGGGAGGACUCAGGUCGCUGGGGCCUUAUCGGCCGUCGUCAUCCUGUUCAUCACGCUGUGGAUUGGAACUCUGUUUGAAGACCUGCCCAAGGCAGUGCUGGCCGCCAUCAUCUACGUCAACCUCCACGGUAUGAUAAAGCAGUUCAUGGACAUCCCAGCUCUGUGGAGGACCAACACUAUAGACAUGGUGGUCUGGUUGGCCACCUUCAUCCUCACCAUCGUCCUGAACCCUGACCUGGGUCUGGCCGCCUCCAUCGCAUUCUCCCUUCUCACUGUCAUCUUCAGGACACAACUACCCACGUACUCCCUGUUGGGGCAGGUUCCCAACACAGACGUUUACAGGCCUCUGGAGGACUAUAAUCAGGUCCAACAGGUUCCAGGGGUGGUGAUCUUCCGUUCUUCGGCCACGCUGUACUUCGCUAACGCUGAGAUGUACCAGGAGGCUCUGGCCCGGAAGUCUGGCAUUGACAUCACUAAGACCCUGGCAGCCAAGAAGAAACUGGAGGCAAAAAGAAAGCGACAUGAGAAGAAAAUGGCCAAGAAAGCCAAGAAGGACGCCAAGAAAAACCCAGUGAACACGCAGGAGGCGCCACAGAGCGACCUGCAGAAUAAUGUGACCGUCAUCGAUGUGGAGCUGGAACGUGACCCGUCACUGCCCAGAACCAUCAUCCUGGACCUCAGCCCUGUCAACUUCCUGGACACUGUGGGGGUCAAGACGCUGCGUAACAUCCGGAGAGACUACGGAGAAAUUGGAAUCGAGGUCAUCCUCUGCGGCUGCCAAACCUCUGUGGUGCAGAACCUUCAGACCGGUGGGUUCUUCGGGGACAAACUGACCAAAUCCUGCCUGUUUACUUCGAUCCAUGACGCCGUUCUUUACUGUCGACCAGAAUCUGCACAAAUGAAGGUGUCCAAAGCCACAUAUUUGUGAUUCUUCUCGGUGGAAGGAACUGGAACUCAAACACGUAAACACAAACACUGAACAGACGACACGUGGGGUCACAUGGUCAACGUGACGGAUCCAGAACAUGCACUGAACGUCAUCAAACACCAAAAGCAACGAGUUCAUCUGAAAAAAACAUAUUUAUGGCAUUUCAUGUUGAAUAA
Sphaeramia orbicularis (orbiculate cardinalfish) is the source of this 2311-nucleotide messenger RNA. It is a transcript of the gene slc26a6.2, whose product is annotated as solute carrier family 26 member 6, tandem duplicate 2. NCBI's taxonomy places the organism in Eukaryota, Metazoa, Chordata, Actinopteri, Kurtiformes, Apogonidae. Gene Ontology annotation, cellular component: membrane. The record is from RefSeq and is a predicted model, not a curated record. The transcript is spliced from 19 exons. The coding region runs from base 3 to 2135 and encodes 710 amino acids. Gene Ontology annotation, molecular function: secondary active sulfate transmembrane transporter activity. Gene Ontology annotation, biological process: sulfate transmembrane transport.